AUGCGUUAUACUGAUUUUGGGCCAUGGAGGUUUGAUUCAAGGACAUUAAAGUUUAAUCAUCAUAAAAUAGUGUUAAUCAAUUUAGAUCCAGAUUCAAGAGAAUUUCUUUUUUGGUUCGGCAUAUCAUGCUAUUUCCCAGUCAUUACUGCUGUCACUGGUCCUAUUGCGAAUAUGUUGUCAAUUGCUUGUGUUGUUAAUAAAUGGAGAAUGACUUCCACUGGCAAAGAGCUUUCUGAUCCACGCGGUAUUUUUGUAAUCAACAUUAUUUCUUUAAUUGUAGGCUAUAUCUCAAACAUUAUUCUAUUGAUGCAUUUUUCUAAGAAAAUCACCUAUCUUCGAUCCCAGUUAUUCAACAUAAUUGGUUGGACUUUAGCAUCUGUUUUAUUAUUAAUUGAUGUUAUAGUAUGCAGUAAGAUUGAAUAUAAACACGGAUUGUACCACAGAGCAAUAGGCUUUUGGUAUGCUGUAUUUACUGUAAUUUUAUAUUUUUGUUGUACACUAACCUUAUCAGUGCAUUUUUUGGGUUAUUUCAAAAAAUUUUAUCCACCAGAGUUUAAUUUAACCGACAACGAAAGAGCAGUAAUGGUUUACACCUUUUGCUUAUCUAUUUGGUUCAUAUGGGGCGCAGGUAUGUUUUCAGGCUUAUUGGAUAUUUCAUAUGGUGUUGCUCUAUACUAUGAAACAGCUUCCGUAUUAACUGUUGGAAUAGGCGAUUUUGUCCCCCAUAAUGUUGCUGGAAAAAUUAUGUGUCUAUUUUUUUCGUUAAUUGGUGUUAUUUUAGUUUGUCUAAUUAUAGCAACGACAUUAAGCAUUAUUAAGAAUUCUGCCAGUUCUAUUAUUGCUUUCCAUAAAUUGGAAAGAGAAAGAAUAAAAAAUUUAAAAGAAUAUCAAUUGAAAGGAAAAAAAUCGCCAUAUGAUAAAAGCCUGAUCAGCAAUUAUGAAAGUAUAGAGCAAUUCAGAUUGAUGAGACAAUUACAAAGUAAGGUUCGUAAGAGAACUAAAAUGAUCGUCUUGGUUAUAACACUUUUCGUUUUUAUUUCAUUUUGGCUUGUCGGUGCUUUGGUUUUCAAGUUUACUGAAAGUUGGGAUUAUUUUGAUGCAAUGUAUUUCUGCUUUCUUUGUUUUAUUACUAUCGGUUAUGGUGAUUUUGCAGCAAAGUCUUCUGCUGGGAGGGCAUUCUGGGUUAUUUGGGCUUUAGCAGCUGUUCCAUUGAUGACUGCAUUGAUUUCCACUGUUGGUGACUUUCUUUUUGAUAUCGGAACUCCAGUCAUUAAAUUUUGCGACACUAAACUUAGAUGGGGUUUGUUUUUCAUUUUUAGAAUGUUGAAACGCAUAAUUUUUUAUAAGCAUAUAAGGAGUGAGACAAUACAGCAGGAUUUCAGAAUAGAAUGUCGUGAAGAAGAACAAAAAAAGGAAAUUGAAGAUGAAGUCUACGAUCAAGACGUGGAAACGCACCAGGCAGAAGAGACUUUACAUUAUCUUAGUUCCCAAGGGCUUGGACAAGUUGGAGAUGUCUUAACAGACGAACAGAUUCAUUUCAAAAUAAAACAAAUUAUCCUGUUGCAGAAAAUUUAUUCUGUAUUAUCAUAUGAAAAUCAUAAGUAUAAAUUAAAAUUUGAAGAAUGGGUUUAUCUAUAUUCUUUAUUGCAGGAUGUCAAACUCCAGUUUUUAAAUAUAAACAAUUUUUGGUUAUCAGAAUAUUCUCCCUUGAGAUAUCCGAUGAAUGAAUCAAGAUUUGCGUUGCUACAACUAACGAGUUCAUUAGAACAGGAAGUGGAUAAUAUAAUUUUGAGGGCUACGAAUAGAGCACCUUCAAUUCCCAAAAGACAUGAAUGA
Molecule: messenger RNA, 1836 nt
Organism: Saccharomycodes ludwigii
Lineage: Eukaryota; Fungi; Ascomycota; Saccharomycetes; Saccharomycodales; Saccharomycodaceae
Product: potassium channel family protein
Exons: 1
Coding region: 1-1836 (611 amino acids)
Biological process (GO): stabilization of membrane potential; potassium ion transmembrane transport
Cellular component (GO): membrane
Molecular function (GO): potassium ion leak channel activity
Source: RefSeq, a predicted model, not a curated record